UUCAAAAUGGCGUAACUUCCAACAUCAGUAUAGUUGCAUGCUUCCAUGAACAAAGUAGCUGCCUACGCAGCCAAGUAGUUUUGGACAUGUAAAAGGUUAACAAUGGCAGACCAUUUGUUUUGUGAUGUUCUGUUGCCUUUGUUUCUUAUCAUUAUUUUUAGUGCACAAAAUAUUGUUACAUUUCACUUCCUCCCUUUUGACAAAUCCAAAUCUGGAUUCUGUUUGACUGGCUUGCUGGCCGGAAGAGACAAAGUGAAACUUGAAUUUAAGUUUGAGCACGACAAUAACACGAAUGACAGCCUAAGUUUUAGUUUGGAAGCAGUCAGCCCAGUAACCAACAAGUUUUAGUUUGGAAGCAGUCAGCCCAGUAACCAACAAGUUUUAGUUUGGAAGCAGUCAGCCCAGUAACCAACAAGUUUUAGUUUGGAAGCAGUCAGCCCAGUAACCAACAAGUUUUAGUUUGGAAGCAGUCAGCCCAGUAACCAACAAGUUUUAGUUUGGAAGCAGUCAGCCCAGUAACCAACAAGUUUUAGUUUGGAAGCAGUCAGCCCAGUAACCAACAAGUUUUAGUUUGGAAGCAGUCAGCCCAGUAACCAACAAGUUUUAGUUUGGAAGCAGUCAGCCCAGUAACCAACAAGUUUUAGUUUGGAAGCAGUCAGCCCAGUAACCAACAAGUUUUAGUUUGGAAGCAGUCAGCCCAGUAACCAACAAGUUUUAGUUUGGAAGCAGUCAGCCCAGUAACCAACAAGUUUUAGUUUGGAAGCAGUCAGCCCAGUAACCAACAAGUUUUAGUUUGGAAGCAGUCAGCCCAGUAACCAACAAGUUUUAGUUUGGAAGCAGUCAGCCCAGUAACCAACAAGUUUUAGUUUGGAAGCAGUCAGCCCAGUAACCAACAAGUUUUAGUUUGGAAGCAGUCAGCCCAGUAACCAACAAGUCUUCCUUUAAGGUAAAAGAUAUGCCUCCAAAAAAGACUAUUUCCAGUAGAACCUCGCUAAUCAAGUUGGGCCCGGAGUCUGUCCGGAUACUCGAUAGCCACCUCAUGCACGGAGAUACCGUACUGUAAAACAUAAAAAAAGGCAGUCCAUAUAUUUGACGUCUCGGAUAACUGACGUCCGGAUAAAUGACUUUCUACGAUCUGUGGCCUACAGUUAGGUGUUGGGUGUAGGACGAAUCAGUCUGUUAGCUCUACCUGCUAUUGUAAUCAAACCGAGGAUACAAUCUAUGUCAUUAGCUACUACGCAACAGCCCUUUUGAACUACAGCAAAAAUAUUAUCCAAAUCAACGGGCACGCCUACGAUCAGCCGACAUUCCCAGUGAUUUACCAAAAUGCGCUCCAACGGAAUCUAACGAUCAACAAUAAGACCUUUGACCUCAGAAAGACGUGCUAUGCCAGUUUCCCACAACAGACUUCAGUAAAAGUCAAAUUUUGUGUCGAAGGUUUGCAUACUCCCAUGCUGCUGCUAUCCUACAACGGGCACAACCAAACCGUCUACAAUGAGGACUGCAUCAGUGUCACCUACACCAUGGCCAGAAUUAACCAAAAUUUGUAUUUAGCGUACGAAGACCACUGUAGGCGCCGGUUUUCUCGUACCUGCUAUCUACAAGUUCAACUUCCUGACCUUGACGUGAAGGUCAACCAAACUAGGACAGACGACAUUGUUUUCAGUUUAGGGACCAAACUGACCACUUACAUCCUUGCGGCUAUUCUAACAUUCAUCUUGUUAAGCUUUUUAUUGAUACUAUGCAAAGUCAAAGGAAAAAAAAAAUUAGCACCCCAACGGCCUGUGAUAGUACCACACCACACAGGGUCUUCAGUGGAUGCAGCGGCUAAAGCUUCCAGAUCUUCGCAAAGACUCACUACAUGGCUCUCUUCCAGGACCAGUGUCAGCCCCAAGAAUCGCGGCUCACCCAAAACGCUGACCAAGUCUAUCACGGUGGUAAAGGAGACAGAAGUCUAGAGUAUGAGCUUAUCACAACGAAGCAAGCAAGAUCCGAAAAAACAAAAAACUCGCAACGGUUUCAAUAUAGGAAAAAAAUAAUCUUAAAAAUGUGAACAUGACACCGUGUUUACUUCAAGUUGGCUAGGUAACUGAUGUUCACUUAAUUGAUUCUAUAAUGACUAGGUAACUGAUGUUCACUUAAGUGAUUCUAUAAUGACUCUACUAUAAUGACUCUACUUGGUAAAGAUUUGUUUGAUAUGAACACGCUAGACUGAAAUGGCUGUGUUAUAUCUGUAAAGAAGACAAGGACUUUGGUUUGAUACAUGUUCUAUUUUCUUAGUUUUUAUACAUUUUUAAAAUUUUUCAUUGACAUUUUUUUUUUGUUUUCUUCGCUAUAACGUUAUUAAACUGUAUCAUCGAAUAUCGUCUAGUAAUAAGUUUCCUUUGUGUGUAUUCAAUCUGUAUAAUGGUCAUUUAAAUAUACUUGAAAGCACAAAUUUGA
Biomphalaria glabrata is the source of this 2442-nucleotide messenger RNA. RefSeq lists its product as uncharacterized. The coding region runs from base 1452 to 1958 and encodes 168 amino acids. The record is from RefSeq and is a predicted model, not a curated record. The transcript has 9 exons. NCBI's taxonomy places the organism in Eukaryota, Metazoa, Mollusca, Gastropoda, Planorbidae.